AGUCGUCAACACACGUUACACACUUCUCGUUGAGUCCGCGUAGAGUCUAGAGGCACGUUUUCCACUUGUCGCGCGCUACGGUCCGGUCUUCGCAAACAACGUCGGUUCAGUACUCGCUGGUGUGUCGUCGACGUACGACGGCAAUUUCUGUGCUUCUCCGCAAUACAUCGCCUGCGGUACGGACUUUUUCGACACUAGAAUUCAACAACAGUCUAUUGUUGAAUUCGGUCUCGCAACACGGAACGAGUGAUCGAGUGUGCAUUCAACUUGUUGUUCUCUUCUCGAGGAACACAUGUGUGAAGUUCAACAGUAAGAAUAAGCAGUGAAAGCAAACAAGCACGAGUGUAUUGUGCUGAAGGAAUCAAAGAAACACAAACAAGAAUCGUGAAGUUUUGAAUUAAGAUUAGUGUGGAAAGAAGUUCCCAGAUUCUUUUCGGUGACUCUGGUUCCGGGAUCGGGUGAACAAGGAAUCAUACUACAUAUUUCGACAGAGAACCGGUUUUGUUUUGUGAAGUGAGUCGAAGAAGCCGGAAUUGGGCGUCCAAAAGAGAGAAGACCGGAAAGCAACGAACACGAAACUAAAAGAACAGCGCUGCCUACACACAAGGAAGUCGCGCGAACCGCGAAUUGAUGAGCAUUUAGGGAUUCAACGGUGUUGCGCGCUUGUUGAUUCCAAUAAAGAUCGUAGAAUUCGCGAACAAAGAGAAGAAGUGCCAAAAGUGACAGGGAGGGCUCAGCUGCAACCAGCAAGACGAAGCAGCGAAGAGACGAGAGUGACGGGUGCGCGAAACUGGUCAGAAUUCGCCAAGUGUAUAAAUUAUCAACCGCGGAAAUUCAUCACGGUGUAACAGAGCCGCACACACCUGUGAAGAAGGCAAAGAAGAAGCAGAAGCGAUAAUUGAGCGAGGGUGUUUAGUCGAAAACUAGUUUUUCGUACAAUUCCGCGCGUGUGGUAUGUGUUUCUAGCGCGCUACUUGGUAGCCGAGCAAUUCAGCAGCGAAAGAGGAAAGAGUGUGUCGAUAACAUAACUCUUCACGUCGAGCUUUUCCGACAUUCGACUUUGAACACCAGGGCCAGAGGGAUUGGAGAAAGAAGUGUGCAAAGCCGGAAAAACUCGUGUAAAUAUUUACAUUUGGCUCGUACGGGGAAUGUGCGCACGGACCGAGCAAUAGCAAGUGAUUUAUUGUACGCACACAGGAAAAGUAGCCGUGUAAAAGUUGGUGCUUCCCUGUAAUUGCCGCAAAUUCGAGACCAACACUAAGCAGAGACUGUCACCUGCCACCCGGAAAAAAGUGCUACCUGGCUUUUCACGCGAAGCAGCGGGAAAAUGACCUGUCGUAAGGAGGAAAAAAUUGCCAUUUGAUAGUUUUUUUUUCCUUUGUUUUUUUGAAAAACACUUGAGUUGUGUGAAGAACAAAGCAGUAACCCAUGCUCACCAGUCUACGCAGGGAUUAUACUACAGCCGAGCUCACAUCUAAGAAGCCGACCGAACCUAACAACAGCAAGAUGAAGCUGCUACCGAUACCGUUGUCACCGUUGAAUCCUCCAGCACCGCUCGGAAUAUGGGGUUCGGAUCUGCUUUGGCGGUAUCCUCCAGCACCACCCAGCCCACUGGCUGACCUCAAGACCCAACUGCCACCACAGCUGAACACCGACCCACGGAUUUGGGGUCGCGAAGAGGUUGCCGUAUUCUUACGGUUCUGUGAGCGAGAAUUCGAUCUACCCAAAUUUGACCUGGACCUGUUUCAAAUGAAUGGCAAAGCUCUCUGUGUCCUGACCAAGAACGACCUGGCGGAACGUAGCCCCGGUGCCGGAGAUGUCCUACAUAACGUUCUGCAGAUGCUCGUUCGUGAUGCUCAGACGCUACAUCGCCAUCUACCGAGCAGUCCCGUAACUCCGACUAGCCGUUAUCCCCUGUCACCUCACAGCCAUCCUCCAACCCCGAACUGGAGCGCUCUGGCACCUCCCGACAGUCCCUUCUUCCAUAGUAACCAUUUGCAGCAGUUCAUGGCCGCAUCAAACUCCGUUACCCUUAGUCCAGCGCCAUCUAUCGACUCACAGGCCGGAAGCCCUCCACAGAGCCACCAAGAGCAGCUACAGAACGUGUUCCAAAAAUCCUCCAGCAGCAGUAGUAGUACUCACACGCAAAACAGCAACUCGGGAGGAAGCAGCAACCAAUCCGACUCGGAUGAGGACAACACCACUGCCAGAUACCAUCCCCUUCCGCUGUCCCACCCAGAUAGCAAACUCCCUCUACUCACCCAGCAAAAUCAAAGCCCUCCACUAACUCCAAUCUCGAAGGAAACGCAACAUCUGGGUCAGCUGCAGCUACUGGACACCAAGACGCUCCAGUACCCGGUUUCUGCCCUGUUGAACAACAGUUCCAGCACUAACAGCAGCAACGGUAUCACCAGCACCAGCAACGGCAACACCCAUGGAAGCAGCAAUGGCAGCAGUACCUCCCACAGCAACGGCUCAUCCGGAGCCUCCAAUGGCCACUCGCUGAGCUUGAAAUCGCCAACUCUGUCGCCACCAUCCAGUUCUUCCCCGACUGGAUCGUCUUCGGCACCCAAUACACCUGGAGCGUUCCUUCCGGUUAAGCGAGAAUUCUUCCCAGAAGGUCCUGAACCCAACACAAAUGGAAGGUUACUGUGGGACUUCCUGCAGCAACUGUUGAACGAUCCUUCCCAACGCUACAGCAGCUACAUUGCGUGGAAGUGCCGUGACACCGGCGUCUUCAAGAUCGUCGACCCGGCUGGAUUGGCCAAACUGUGGGGCAAACAGAAGAACCACCUCUCGAUGAACUACGACAAAAUGUCCCGGGCAUUGCGGUACUACUACCGUGUCAACAUCCUGCGGAAGGUGCAGGGCGAACGGCACUGUUACCAAUUCCUCCGCAACCCGACGGAGCUGAAGAGCAUCAAGAACAUUUCCCUACUUCGCCAAACGAUGGCCAGUCAAAGCGCAAACGGGCAAUCCGGACCAACGGCCGGCAGUGCUAGCAGCCACUCGCUGAUGUCACUCCUGCCGAACGGUGCUAACAUUCACCACUUGGCUGCUGCAGCCGCGGCCGCCGCUGCCUCCCAUCAUCAAUCGAACGGAGGCGCUCCGAUUUCGCCCACCGCGCUACACCAUCCACACCACCCAUCGCAAUCGUCAGUACAAAGCUCGGCGUCCUCCAAUGGCGUCGUCAACGGCCACCACAUCAAGAUGGAGACCGAUCUCGACGAAAUGAAACCCACCGAUCUGAGCACAAGCGAUCGCAAAUACUACGGCAGCGGAUCGAACGGAGUUGACUGUUACCCAUUGAUUCGGAACGCGAACGGUUUGACCACCAUCCAGUUGCUCCGCCAACAGCAGGCGCAACACUCUCAAGAGAACAGUUCACCUCCACCGUCUCCCAGUCACCUGUCGCUCAACUCCCAAUCCCUGCACACCAUCAGCAGCAAUCUGCACCACUUGCACCAACAGCAACUGCAAGCACAAGCUGCCGCCGCGGCAGCAGCCGUUGCUGCAGCUGAGGCAAGACACCAACAGCACAGCCAACAGGAUGACGAUCACAGGCUGGAACAGCUGGAACAUGACCGGGAGCACGAUCGGGAUCGGAGUCCCUCGCCUGCCGACCACCACCAGCAGCAGCACCAUCACCAUACCGGCAAAGCCAGCGACGAUGAGAGCAUGAUGCCCACGGAUCUCAGCAAAUCCGACUCCAUGUACUACAAAUAAGGCAAAUGAUUCCACCAUUCAUUUGGCAACACUGUUGUGACAAUCAUCGUACACAGAGGAGACGCUGCGACGGAUGAUAGCCUGUGCUAACGGACCUCAGCCAGAGACCGGCGUAACGAGAGAUCUCAGCAACCACCGGUGCCAUCCUUCCAUUUACGGUAGAGCGAAAAGGCGAUCUCAUCGGCUGCGGUCCUCUCAUCAGCUACCUUCCAUCUUCCGUGUGUUUAUCACAAAUGACUGAACAAAAAAAAAAUAUAAAAAAGAAUUAAAAACGUGUGAUAGAAACAAAACGGCGGAAAUUGUAAAGAAACAAAUAUCCGGAACGGAAAAAAAAAAAAACAAAUGUGCCAAUCGUUCUCAUUAUUGCUAUCGUUUCAGAGUUUAAUCAUUCAUGAGUGGGUUUGCCUCUCGCAGAUCGAUUGUUAUCGCUGCGGAAGAAAGGCCAAUAUUCAGUUCGAAAAUGUACAGACACACAAACACACUUGAGAGAAAGUAGUUGAAUAUCCUGCCCUAUUAACACGGAUGGGUUUCGCGGAAAAGGGAAAAUCUUUUCAGUUUUCUUGUAUUAUAUGACUAAACAAAAUUUUGCGUUCGAAAAGUAGAAUUUUUAUCCAGGAUAUCGAGUAUAGCUAAUGAGGUUUUCGAUUUAAAGCGUAGAGAAAAAGAUAGAGAGAAAGCGACGGGAGAUAAAUAGGUUAUGUUGUUGACGGAUGCGAACGGGAGUGCAAAUUGUGUACAGUUUUUUUUUACUCGUAGAAGUAGAGUUCACCCUAUUUUUUGUGACAACACCCUAGCAGUUAAGCGGUUGAUCCAGCCAGGAUAAAAGUACUCAUUUAGAUUUUUCUUCUUCCAACGACACAUGUUUAUCGGUUUGCGUGAAGUAUUUUUUGUUUUGUUUAGAAAGAAAAGAAAAACACACAUAGUAGGCUAAGUUCGAGAACUUUCUUUCACAAUUGGCUUCCAUUCACCGAUAGAAUUAUUAAAUUUACAAAAUUUGAACAAAUGUGAUGAAAACAUAGAGGUUUAUAAUUGAAGAAAUUUUAACGAAAUAUUAUAGGUUUUUUUUUUUUGUUUGCGGCACGAUGAAAAUGAUGUGUGAGUUUAUAAUGGUAUUAUUUAGCGGAUUUUUUGUUGGUUUGAAGAAAAAAGGGUCGAAUUUGUUUUACUACAAUUAGUGGAAUAUUCUCUACUUCUUUUUGUUGGCUUUAAAUGGAAAUCGAAAUCUUCCUUAUUUUUACACUAGUUAUAGCAAAACAUUGUAAAUAUGGUCAGAUUUUUUUUAAAUACUGUAAUUUGUACAAUAGGUUAAGUUUUCGUCUCAAGUAGAAUAAUUUCCACACAAUAGGGUCAGAACAGUAAAACAAUUGCAAAUAAUCCACACACAUAAACAACACCCCAAAUAGUGGCAGAAUGUGAUAUUUUCAAAAACCUCCACUUGGGAAAGCUGCAAUGACGAACUGGAUUUCGUUCGCAGCCGCCCUUCGUGGAUUGUUAUCAGAGCAGAUAUUAACAGGAGAGCCAGGUUAGGAAAUAGCGAAUCACAACCAACAGAAAUAGAGACAUGCUAAACAGUGCACCCAGAAUCACCCUGCAGAAUAAACACAGAGCCAGGUCAUUUUUGUUCUAUAUGUAAGUAAGUGUCAGCAAAAAAAAACGAACACGAUCAUUUUUGCAAUAGUUUUUUUUUUCUUUUUUUCGUGUACUGUAAAGCAUUAUUUUUUAUCACAAUCAUUACUAGAGUAUGACUUUUUUUAGAGUUUAUCGAAGAUAUGUUCUAAGGUAUAAGAAAUGCAAAAAGAAGACUCAAUCCCAAUAAAAAGAAUAUAGAAUUGUUUCAAACAAA
Aedes aegypti (yellow fever mosquito) is the source of this 5569-nucleotide messenger RNA. RefSeq names its product ets DNA-binding protein pokkuri (gene aop). Gene Ontology annotation, biological process: regulation of transcription by RNA polymerase II; cell differentiation. The record is from RefSeq and is a predicted model, not a curated record. Gene Ontology annotation, cellular component: nucleus. Gene Ontology annotation, molecular function: sequence-specific DNA binding; DNA-binding transcription factor activity, RNA polymerase II-specific. The transcript has 5 exons. The coding region runs from base 1429 to 3726 and encodes 765 amino acids. Lineage: Eukaryota; Metazoa; Arthropoda; Insecta; Diptera; Culicidae.